AUGAAUAACGCCAUACUGAGGGAACACCUAAACAAAUCUCAGGGCAAUCCGGCCGCGUAUGGCAUAACACUGAUCAAUCACCCGAUGGUGGACACGUCAUACACCCUGUCCCAGGAGCAGAUUCUGCAGGGCACCGACGUGUUGAUCGCCAUAUUCAUCAUAGUAGCCAUGUCCUUUGUACCUGCCUCAUUCGUACUGUUCCUGGUGUACGAGCGGUUCACGAAAGCCAAACACUUGCAGUUCGUGUCUGGCGUUAAUGUCAUAGUCUACUGGACGGCCAACUACUUCUGGGAUAUGUGCUCGUAUGUGGUGCCGGCCAUGUGUUGUAUCCUAAUUCUGCUCAUCUUCGACAUCCCCGCCUACACCUCAAAGAAUAACUUUCCGGCAGUUGUGUCGCUGUUCUUGAUGUACGGCUGGUCUGUCACACCAGUCAUGUAUCCGGUGUCGUUCCUCUUUGAAGAGCCCUCCACUGCCUAUAUCUGUCUCAUUGUCAUCAACCUCUUCGUUGGCAUCACGUGUAUUGUCACGUCAUUCCUGUUGGAGGCCUUCCUCUUCUCGUCAUACGUUCCG
This is a messenger RNA of Oppiella nova, 570 nucleotides long. NCBI's taxonomy places the organism in Eukaryota, Metazoa, Arthropoda, Arachnida, Sarcoptiformes, Oppiidae. The record is from the annotation of a GenBank genome assembly.